GUGUCGGUUCAAGCGUUCCGGCCUCAGCCACGCUGAGGGGUUUCUAUGGCGACGGGGUUACUGGUUUCCCCCCCCCCCCCUCGCAGCAGCCAGGAAAUCUCGGGGAACUCGGAAGGCACAGCGAGCUAAUCUUAUGAAAAUGGAACCCUUGGAAGAAACAGCGUCUUCAAAUGAACAUGAGGAUUUGGGAACUCAAGAGGAACCAGCACAAUUUAAUCCUCUCCUGAUGGCUGCUUUAAGGGGUGAUAUGGAAGAACUACAACAGAUUUUUGAGGAUUCGGAGGAUCCUGAUCAUGAAAAAGUCAAUAAGUUUUUAAUGGAAAAGGAUAUUCUAGGGAGAAACCUACUAUUUACAACUUGUAUGGUUGGUCAGAAUGAUGUUAUCCAAUCCCUGGCAAAAUAUGGAGUUGACCUGAAGGAUAAGACAGUCAGAGGUUAUACACUUCUCCAUUGUGCUGCAGCCUGGGGUCAGCUAAACACACUGAAAACUCUGAUAGAGCUGGAAGCUGAUAUUUAUGCAACCACAUUCCGGGGUGAAAAUGCUAGAGAAAUUGCUAAUCGAUAUAAGCAAGCAGAGUGUGCUGAAUUCUUGGAUUGGGCAGAGGCCAAGCAGAAUUUACGCAAUUUUAUUUCCCAAAUCCAGGCAACAAUCACUGAUCCGAGAAAGUUCAAGGAAAGCUGAAUAAAGAAGAUAAG
Molecule: messenger RNA, 696 nt
Organism: Thamnophis elegans (Western terrestrial garter snake)
Lineage: Eukaryota; Metazoa; Chordata; Lepidosauria; Squamata; Natricidae
Gene: ANKRD45
Product: ankyrin repeat domain 45
Exons: 4
Coding region: 134-682 (182 amino acids)
Molecular function (GO): protein binding
Source: RefSeq, a predicted model, not a curated record